This is a messenger RNA of Laetiporus sulphureus 93-53, 285 nucleotides long. RefSeq lists its product as uncharacterized. NCBI's taxonomy places the organism in Eukaryota, Fungi, Basidiomycota, Agaricomycetes, Polyporales, Laetiporaceae. The transcript is spliced from 2 exons. Bases 1 to 285 code for a protein of 94 amino acids. The record is from RefSeq and is a predicted model, not a curated record.
AUGGCGGAGCCCUCCUUGCUUAAUGUGGAUAGUUGCAGAGCUCGUGGGCGCGCAUGCGCCCAUAACGUCGAUAGUCAGAAAGCGUCGAUCGAGAGCAGACUGGAGGAGAUGCUUGCCCUGCCUGACAGGCGCGAGGUCAACCAGCAUGGCGCGUCCUUUGCGCUGGGUUGGCGAGUGUUCGUCUCCAUUGCGGCGAGCUGGUUGUGCACACAAAAGGAUGCUAUCAUAUGGGGCCAGGAUGGUGUUCAGAUAGGCACAGAGUGGGCUAGGACGGGCGGGCGGUGA